AGUUUUUUUUUUUUUUUUUUACUACACCUGUGUGUAUACUGCAACACAGCCUUUCUAGCGUUUAGUACUACCAUUGACUGUAAAAAUCUUCUUAUAUACAGUCAAUGAGUACUACCCGAGUUUAUGGAGUACUACUUCACAUGACUAGCAAUGGAUAACCAACGGACACGUGACCAACUGUCACCUAACAAGUGGAUGAGAAGCGUCUUACCGCGUCUUAUCGCGAUAGUCGCCGUCAGGCCACGGAGCUAACCCAGAACAACAUGGCGGAAGAGGAGGUGGCCAAGCUGCAGAAGCACCUGGCCCUGUUGCGGCAGGAGUACGUGAAGAUGCAGCAGAAGCUGGCCGACACCGAGAGGCGCUGUGCCGUGCUUGCUGCUCAGAGCUCCAGUCAGGGUUCCUCCGGCCCUGUAGCCGCAGACACCUUCAUCAGCCGCCUGCUGGAAAUCGUGGCCAGCCUCUAUAAGCAGGAACAGUACAGCGAUCUGACGGUGAAAGUUGCUGGUGAAGACUUUUGCGCCCACAAGUUUGUGCUGGCUGCUCGCAGUGACGUCUGGAGUCUGGCUAAUUUGACCACCACCUCUCAUCUGGACCUGUCAGAUUGCAAACCGGAGGUUGCUGUGGCGAUGCUGCAGUGGGUGUACACGGAUGACCUGGAGCUCAGCGAAGAUGAUGUCUUUCUGAUCGAUUUGAUGAAGCUUGCAAACCGCUUCCAGCUGCAGAUGCUCAGAGAGAGGUGUGAGAAAGGCGUCAUGUCGUCGGUGAACGUGAGGAACUGCAUCCGCUUCUACCAAACCGCAGAGGAGCUGGACGCCAGCACACUAAUGAACUACUGUGGCGAGAUCAUAGCGAGCCAUUGGGAUGAUCUUAGGAAAGAAGAUUUCAGCACCAUGAGUGCCCAGCUUCUAUACAAAAUGAUCAAAUCUAAAACGGAGUAUCCUCUGCACAAAGCUAUUAAAAUCGAGAGGGAAGAUGUCGUCUUCCUGUAUCUCAUUGAGAUGGACUCACAGUUGCCUGGUAAGCUGAAUCAGCUGGACAAUAACGGGGACCUGCCUCUUGACCUGGCAUUGUCUCGUAAAUUGGAAAGUAUAGCCAACACUCUAGUGAACAACAAGGCAGACGUAGACAUGGUGGAUCAGAGUGGCUGGAGCUUGCUGCACAAGGCCAUCCAAAGAGGUGAUGAAUUUGCCUCCAUCUUCCUGAUUCGUCACUCGGCUCAGGUGAAUGCAGCCACCGUGGGGGCGGUGGAAACCCCGCUUCACUUGGUCUGUUCUUUCAGCCCCAAGAAACACUCUGCUGAAGUGAUGAGCGGCAUGGCACGGAUCGCGGAAGCACUGCUCAAAGCUGGAGCUAACCCCAACAUGCAGAACAGCAGGGGCCGAACUCCGCUGCAUGAAGCCGUGGUAUCAGGAAACGAGACCGUGUUCCAGCAGCUGCUACAGUGCAAACAGCUGGACCUGGAGCUGAAGGACCAUGAGGGCAGCACAGCUCUGUGGCUGGCCCUGCAGUACAUCACCCUGUCCUCCGACCCGUCUGUGAACCCCUUUGAGGACGACGCCGUCAUCGUGAACGGCACCUCGUUUGACGAGAACGGCUUUGCAGCGGAACUGAUCAAGAGGGGAAGCAAUCCUGACGCUCCUGACGCUUCCACAGAAAACUGCCUUAUUCAGAGAGCUGCUCAGGCUGGCAAUGAAGCUGCUGCUCUUUUCUUAGCCACUCACGGUGCAAAGGUCAACCACGUUAACAAACUGGGUGAGAGCCCGCUCCAUACAGCCUGUCGGAACGGCCUGGCAAACCUGACAGCUGAGCUGCUCCAGCAGGGGGCCAACCCCAACAUGCAGACCCAGAAGGCUCUGCCGGAUGAUGCACACGGCGUGGCCCUACAGACCCCCCUGCACAUGGCCAUCGCUCACAAACACCCGGAUGUGGUGUCCGUCAUCCUGGAGCAAAAAGCUAAUGCACUUCAUGCCACCAACAACCUGCAGAUCAUUCCAGACUUCAGUCUCAAAGACGCCAUGGACCAGACGGUGCUGGGUUUGGCCCUGUGGACCGGUAUGCACACUAUAGCAGCUCAGCUGCUGGGCUCAGGAGCUUCUAUCAACGACACGAUGUCCAACGGACAAACCCUGCUUCACAUGGCCAUCCAGAGACAGGACAGCAAGAGCGCUCUCUUUCUGCUGGAACAUCAGGCAGACAUCAACGUCCGGACUCAAGAGGGACAAACAGCACUACAGCUGGCCAUCAGCAACCAGCUCCCCCUGGUGGUGGAUGCCAUUUGCACAAGAGGGGCAGACAUGUCAGUGGUGGACGACAAAGGGGACCCUCCGCUGUGGCUGGCUCUGGAGAAUGGCCUGGAGGAUAUUGCAUCCACGUUGGUCCGGCAUGGCUGUGACUCCACCUGUUGGAGCCCGGGCCCCUCUGGCUGCAUGCAGACUCUCCUGCACCGAGCUGUAGAUGAGAAUAACGAGGUUUCAGCCUGCUUCCUCAUCCGUAGUGGUUGUGACGUGAACAGCCCUCGACGGCCGGGCCCCAACGGGGAGGGAGACGAAGAAGCCAGAGAUGGACAAACGCCUCUUCAUCUGGCAAGCAACUGGGGGCUGGAGGAGGUGGUGCAGUGUCUCCUGGAAUUUGGAGCCAGUGUUAACACUCAGGAUGCAGAAGGAAGAACUCCCAUCCACGCCGCCAUCAGCAACCAGCACAACGUCAUCAUCCAGCUACUCAUUUCCCAUCCAGAAAUCCGGCUCAACAUCCGCGACCGUCAAGGAAUGACUCCGUUCGCCUGCGCCAUGACGCACAAGAACAACAAAGCAGCAGAAGCGAUCCUGAAGAGGGAGCCAGGUGCUGCUGAACAGGUGGACAACAAAGGCAGGAAUUUCCUGCAUGUGGCCGUUCAGAACUCUGACAUCGAAAGCGUCCUGUUUUUGAUCAGCGUUCAAGCCAAUGUCAACUCCAGGGUUCAGGAUGCAGCCAAACUCACCCCCCUCCACCUGGCUGUGCAGGCCGGCUCCGAGAUCAUCGUCCGCAAUCUGUUGCUCGCGGGAGCCAAAGUAAACGAGGUGACCAAACACAGACAAACGGCGCUGCAUUUGGCCGCCCAGCAGGACUUGGCCACUAUAUGCUCGGUGCUGCUGGAGAACGGCAUCGACUUUGCAGCUGAGGAUGAGAACGGCAGUAAUGCUCUGCAUCUGGCUGUGAUGCACGGCCGCCUUAACAAUGUCCGAGUCCUCCUCACCGAGUCCAACGUUGAUGCUGAGGCCUUCAAUCUCAGGGGUCAGUCACCGAUGCACGUUCUAGGACAUUAUGGCAAAGAGAACGCUGCCGCCAUCUUUGAGCUGUUCCUGGAGUGCAUGCCUGAAUAUCCUCUCGACAAACCAGACAACGAAGGGAACACCGUGCUGCUCUUGGCGUAUAUGAAAGGGAACGCAAACCUCUGCCGUGCCAUCGUACGAGCCGGGGCUCGACUGGGCGUCACCAAUAAUCAGGGCGUCAACAUCUUUAACUACCAAGUUGCAACAAAGCAGCUGCUUUUUCGCCUUCUAGAUAUGCUGUCCAAAGAACCCCCGUGGUGUGAUGGAUCCAACUGUUAUGAAUGUGCUGCAAAGUUUGGAGUCACAACCCGUAAACAUCACUGCCGCCAUUGUGGGCGACUGCUGUGCCACAAGUGCUCUUUAAAGGAGAUUCCCAUCAUCAAGUUUGACUUGAACAAACCGGUGAGAGUGUGUGACAUCUGCUUCGACGUACUGACUCUAGGCGGAGUGUCGUAGAGCUCGGCGGCCACGCCACAUCCAACCGUGCCCGGCUAUCCCAGAGCAGCAGGAGAUAUACCGUCUUUAUACUAUCCCCGUCUAUGAAAUACCAUUAAUCUUCUAGAGGGACCUUCCAAAUAUAAACCCUUCUGAUUGUCCCACAGCAGCUCUCCAGCUCGCUGACGUCUGGACGGAGUUGAUUCAUUUUCUAAGACAAUGUUUGUGCUCUUAUAACUACAGGCAAGUAACUGUUUCAAGAAUUCAGUCACCUACAGAGAGGCUUUCUUAUUUCAUCCUGACAGAAACGAGAUUACGUUUUUUCUUUGGGUUAAACCCGUCAGUCAGACGUUAGAUCUGACCGGACUCGGGUUCACCUUUUCUGUCAUCUGUCUUCUUGUUUAAUCAAAAGAUGCAGGUGGAUUUAAAGAGCGAGGCUCCUUUUUUCUGUGUGAAGGAUUUCCAGAUCAGCCUUUGAUAGCCUUAAAUUUACAACACCACCCAGUUGUGUGCAAAGGAGGCGGGGCCAACCCCACAGAUAAGAAACGGCGUGCCAGAUUUGAAAUGGACAAAAUGUGACCUUUUUUCUUAUCUCAAGCAGAAUCACCUUUCAGAAGUCCUCUUGAGUUAAAUAUCAUGUGUCAUUAAAUCUGUAGCCUUUCUGAAGAUGUUUUGAAAGCAUUCCAGUUCUGUUGAGUUUCUGCUCCAUCUCUUAGCCUAACAGGUGCACUUUAUAAAAAUAUCAUGACAUUUCCGAUCAACGGGGAGAACGUUGGCUGCAGACGUAGAACCUCUUAAGUAUUGUUAAAUUGUACAGAUAAAUGUGUGAUAUUUUUGACCACUACAACUGUUUUGUACUUAAAUGCUCUUUGUGCUUGUUUUUGUGACAAACUU
Molecule: messenger RNA, 4637 nt
Organism: Oryzias melastigma (Indian medaka)
Lineage: Eukaryota; Metazoa; Chordata; Actinopteri; Beloniformes; Adrianichthyidae
Gene: ankfy1
Product: ankyrin repeat and FYVE domain containing 1
Exons: 25
Coding region: 264-3764 (1166 amino acids)
Molecular function (GO): metal ion binding; protein binding
Source: RefSeq, a predicted model, not a curated record